AGUGGACAGCGCGAGUGACCGCACGUGUUCCAUAUUUGAAUAUUUUUAAAUACCGACACACAAUAAUUUGGAAACAGUGUUUCAUCGAUAUUUUUAAUUGGAAAGAUGACGCGGCCCUAUCUUUUUGGAAUUGCGGUGCUCCUUGCGUGUUCCUGCCUGGAAGUAUCGUCGAGGCCUUCAAACAACGAAUUGGCGACAAGUAACAAAGAAUUAACAAACAAAGCUGCAGAACGAGAAAGAUCAUUAGCUUAUGAUGUAACUAAUACAGAAAACGAAGAUGUUACCAAAGAUAUACUAGAAAAGAUAAAAGCUAUAAAUGAUGCUCUGAAGAAACCAGUCAGAAAACAUCAAUUUCAAUGGAAUGCUCCACCUCAAUCAGGAGGAGAAUACGUCCUUGACAAAGAAGUUCUAGAAAAACUCCAGCAAGUUAUUGCUUCUGGAAAAUUGAAUCAUGCUAACCAUGUACAACAAGAGAGUAACAUAAUCAGUAACGAAGAGUUAGACGACACAAGAUAUUCCAGACAGCUGGCAUCGUUGUACGGUGGAAAUCCAGCACAGAUGGCAGUUAUGCCCGGCGCAUACAUAAUGAAUAUGCCUGUUCUUGUUAUGCCGUCUAUGAAUACUAUGUACGGAAACAAUAUUAACCCUACAGAGUAUGCGACAAAAAUCCAAACUAAAGAAGGUCCAUCACCGUCACCUUCACCAUUUCCAUCUUUUCCAUCACUGCCACCAUUUCAGUGGCCUUUUGCACCUUUGUUUCCUAUUCUAAUACGAGAUCCAUUACUUAGUAUCAUGAACGGUGGAGGGUGGAACAACUUUAUUGAGUAUGGGCAAAAUGCCGAUGUAUGUAGAAGACAAAAAUCAACUGAAACAAUGAUAGAAGACGUUGUUAAAACUAAAGAUGAUGCUGAAAAACCUUCGGACAUUAUUACAAACUCAAAAACCAAUUUAAGGUCAAGACAAAAAAGGGCAGUUAAGAAACGUACUGUUGCUCAAGGAAGUCAAUUACAAGAUAUUGAUUCAGCUAAAUUAAAUAAAUUCUUCGGCGUAAAACCAUCUUCAACAACUGCUAAGCCUCCUAAACGGGAACCUGUUACACAAGACACUAAAACUGUCAAUCAAGAUGACGGAGACGUUCGAUUUGGCUUCUUAGAUUUUUUCGGAAACAAAAAUGGAUACAGACAACCAACUGGGCCGGGUUUUUUCAUCAAUAGAUUAAAAGUGAGGCGAGGCGGAGUUGCUAUAGCUGGUCCAGGAGGAGUGGCAACUGCUGGAAGAGGAGGAACUGCAAUUGUGGGCCCUGGAGGUCUAGCCUAUACCCAACCAGGAGGACUUGCUGUAGCCGGACCGGCAGCUCGAAUUGUAGCAUUGUCGCCUGAUGCUGAUCUCACUGCCAUAGCACAUCGUCUGCAAGCACAAAGUAAAUACGGACGAGGAUGGCGAAGAGACGGACAAUGGAGCAGAGAAAUGAAGAGUUCAGAUCAGUACAUAUACAAUGGCAUGGAUUUUCAAGAAGUGCCCUUGAACAUGGAAGAUACGACGUUCAUGUUAUUUAUAAAACCGAUUGCUCACGCUUUGAAUUCUCAAGGCACUGCCUUGGCAAAUCCCAUCUCCCAAGUUGUGAUUGCAAGGAACCAGAGUGGUACUAUACUCCAUGCACCUUUAGCCACUGCAGUUGCAGGCCCUGGUGGCGUGGCUCACGCCGCAUCGGUACAAUAUGUGCCAUUCUACGGCGGCGCCAAGGGGCAAUACUUAGAAAUAAAGAAAGACAACCUGGGUAGAAUAACUGGGGAGAAAAUAGUUUCUGAAGAAAACAUCAGCAGUGAAAACAUACUAAAAAAUAAUAGCAAUGAGAAUCUGCUAGCAAAGGUUAUGGCGGCGAAUUUACAAAACCUUAGAACACUUUCAACAAAUCUGCUCAAACUGCAUAACCUUGGACGGAAAACUGGUACCUUAGGGAACGUGGAAAAAGCAAGGUAUAAGACUCAGCUGGCAUCGCUGGGCGAAGCUGCUUCAAACAUGAUUAAGCUGAUAGAAGAAGUGGAUGACGUCAAUAUGUUGUUCAAGAAAAAUACCACUGUGAAAGCUAGAGAUGACGAUGAGGACGAUGAUUACGUUGCUGAAGAAGGGGUUGGCAUUGACUCUGCAGAUGAUGAAGAUUCCAAUGACGGUGAUGGUUUUCUUAAUAAGGGAACCAUAGCUGAAGCCAAACCAGUUGGUCUUGCCGUUAUUGGAGAGCAUGGUCUAGCAGCUUCCAGACCCCUUGCUACAGCAGUAGCAGCUUCUGGAGUAGCACUAGCUAGACCUAUAGCUACAGCUGUAGCUGGAGUUGACCCAACAGCUUUGGGCAUUAAUUUCCAGGUCAACCAUUCGAGGAACUGAGUUUAAUUAAGUUUAACUAACUUAUAGUCAUGUUGUGCCUAUUAUUUGUAAGUAGUUAAUGGUGUAUUUACAAUAGAUCUCUUCUUUAGGCGCUGCGCAAACGUAGACACUUUUUUUUCUAGUUAGUGUUAAUACCAAACACAUUUUAAUCGAUUAUAAAGUAAAGGCACAUGCCAAUUUCAAGUACGAAGCAUUCUUCAAUUUAAUUGAGCACUUGUGACUUAUUAGCAUAUAUCUCGGAAUGUUCCAUGCUCAUUUCAGGCAUAUUUGCGAAUCGACAGGCGUUCGAUUUUUUUUCCUUCCUUUUAGCAUGCUAUUUUAAAGUAUGUGUAAAAUUACCUUUCCUUACAGACGAAUUCAAACAUUCAUCAGUAGCUUGUGUCUGGUAACAGACUCGAAUGUGUCCUUUCACGCUUUACCUUAGUAUAGUCGGUAUAAACAUUGUAGGUAUGUGUGUAUAAGUUUAGCUUUUCAAUAUAAAUAAUAGGCAUGACGAUUAGGUAUUGUGUUAAACAUAAAGAAAUAAUAAAGUUAGUUUACUUUAGGAAACCAGUGAGACUUGAAGUAAACUUAGAUCCUUAUCUACGUGAGCCUAUUAAAACAAUAUCGAUAAUCAGUAGUUACCGAAUAGAACUAGCAAUUAUAUAAAAACUUAAGUGCUUCAAUGUUUUAAAAAUAUUGUAUUAAUAGUCACUGCUAGACUAAAUACUCGUAAUAAAAUAUCAACUAAUGUAAUGGAAAUAGAAUACUUGCUACAAUUUAUAAAACUACGCAAUACAACCAAUAUUUGAUCAGAACGAGUACAUUUAAGCGUUUAUUAAGUGAGAAAUUGUGUGAAAGAGUGUGAUAAAAUGUCUUUCAAAGACGAAAAUGUAUUUAUUAUUUAUUUAGACAAAUAAAUCGAAUAAAAUGUUAAAAAUC
Molecule: messenger RNA, 3303 nt
Organism: Spodoptera litura
Lineage: Eukaryota; Metazoa; Arthropoda; Insecta; Lepidoptera; Noctuidae
Source: RefSeq, a predicted model, not a curated record